This is a messenger RNA of Staurois parvus, 344 nucleotides long. NCBI's taxonomy places the organism in Eukaryota, Metazoa, Chordata, Amphibia, Anura, Ranidae. The record is from the annotation of a GenBank genome assembly.
GAUGGGGUCAGGGGCGGACUGACCAUUUGGAAACUCAGGCACUGCCCGAGGGCCCGGUGUCAGUAGGGGGCCCCAUGAGAUGCCCCUGGUACCUUUUUCAUAGGCUUUUUAGAGUUUGGGCAAGGACACAGGGGCCCCAUGAUCCCCUAUUUCCCAGGGGCCCCAUGAGUUGUCAGUCUGCCCCUGGAUGGGGUCAUCUUGAAGAUUACCUUAGAGAUGGACUGCUUGUACAGGCUUUUUGGUGUAGGGGGCCCAUGAGAUGCCCCUGGUACCUUUUUCAUAGGCUUUUUAGAGUUUGGGCAAGGACACAGGGGCCCCAUGAUCCCCUAUUGCCCAGGGGCCCC